Messenger RNA from Giardia duodenalis, 2142 nucleotides. Its product is annotated as putative RNA helicase. Gene Ontology annotation, molecular function: RNA binding; ATP binding. Bases 1 to 2142 code for a protein of 713 amino acids. Gene Ontology annotation, biological process: mRNA splicing, via spliceosome. Gene Ontology annotation, cellular component: intracellular anatomical structure; spliceosomal complex. The transcript has a single exon. The record is from RefSeq and is a predicted model, not a curated record. Lineage: Eukaryota; Fornicata; Diplomonadida; Hexamitidae.
AUGCCUUCUCAAUCCACAAUACAGAGCGAACAGCGCGCCCUUCCCAUAUAUCCCAUUAAGAAACAGUUAAUUGAUUCUAUCCUACACUCUCCACAGCGCGUUGUGGUUGUUGUGGGUUCAACGGGCAGUGGAAAGAGCACUCAGCUUCCCCAAUACCUUAUUGACGCUAAUGCAUCAAUCAAAAGAAUAACAGUAACACAGCCCCGUCGGGUUGCGGCUAUAUCACUUGCACUGCGUGUAGCACAAGAGAGAGGCGCGUCUCUGGGUCAGGAGGUUGGAUACAGCGUUCGAUUUGACGCAAAAGUUUCCAAGUCAACCAGAAUACGGUAUGCAACAGAUGGUGUAGUCAUUAGAGAAGCGCUACUUGAUCCACUCUUUCACUCUGACAGUAUUGUCAUAGUAGAUGAAGCUCAUGAACGAAGCGUGAGCACCGACCUUCUGUUUGGAUUUCUUAAGACAGCGCUCGAUAAAAACCCGAAGUUGCGAGUGGUGGUCAUGUCUGCCACUAUCGCUGCGGCCAGCUUUGUUCGUUACUUUGGAGCACACGCAGCAAAUGCCAUCCUAUCCAUCAAAGGAAGACAGUAUCCUAUUAAGCACUACUUCACUCUAGAAGCUGUUAAGAGCUAUCAGGAAGCGUGUGUCUCAGCUGUGCUUCAGAUCUGUAAGGACUGCAAAAGCGGAGACAUCUUAGUUUUCAUGCCAGGUGAGCUAGAGAUCAGAAAUGUUGUUGCUGCAAUCAGGAAUCACUGUGCUAAGUUUGGUGUAUUGUAUGAGCCUGAAGGUGCUGAUGAUAACAGGCCAAAUUGUAUUGACGAUAAUGAGAGCCUUGAAGAUGAUGACCGGUUGUCUUUAGGACCUCUAUUUUCCAACAGAGACGCCAUAAAGCCUGCAGGUGGGUUCACUGUUCAACUUCCUGGUGAGGCAUCACUAAUAGAAGUUUUGCCUUUCUAUGCCAAUCUCCCAACCACAGAGCAGAUGAGGGUUUUCUCAUCAGCAGCCGAGAAUGUGCGGCGAGUAAUUGUCGCCACAAAUAUAGCAGAAACCAGUAUUACCGUGCCUAAUAUCCGCUAUGUCGUGGAUUGCGGGUUUGUGCGAAAAAAGCAGUUUCAUCAUACAACGGGCACAUCGGAGCUAAUAACCCUUCCCUGCUCACAGGCGUCGAUACUUCAGCGGUCGGGUAGGGCGGGCCGUUUAAUGGAGGGAGAAUGCUACCACAUUUACACCCAUGAAACAUAUGCAAAUUUAGAGCCUCAAGAUGUGCCCGAGAUUAUGCUGACAGAUCUCAUGCCUGUGUUCUUAACCAUUAUUGCGUUUGGCAUAACAAAUCCUGUGACAUAUGAAUUUAUUACUGACCCUCCGCGCCAAGCGAAAAAGGCAGCCAUAGUUAAGCUUUCUCGCAUGGGGUGCAUCCAGAUAAAGAAGACAGAAGAUGGUGUUGACAAUCAGUCGCAGAUGGAGCCUCAGCUCAUCCUAUCGCCUUUGGGGAGGGAGGUUGUCCGGUUCCCUACCGAUCCAGAGCUGGCAAUAUCGAUUUUGACUGCACACAAGUUCGGGAAGAAGAUAGUAAAGGAUGUGGUAGGAGUUGUAGCUCUCUUGUCGUGUGACGGGGUCUUUGUAUCAUCUGUGGACAUAGAGACACGGGACCAGAGCGCACUGGCCAGAACCCAAUUUUAUUCUCUGAAGGGUGACCACAUCACUUUACUGAAUAUCUGGAAGGCAUACUGUGAAGAGUCUGAGAACAAGCGUGCAUGGUGCACCAAGUACUACCUUUCAUAUAAAAGCUUAGAAUAUGCAAAGAAUGUAUAUCGGCAGCUCAUUGACAUCUAUAACUCAUACUGUAAGGCUUCCCGAAAGGGGGCGGGAGCCGAGACUGAGAGUCCUCCUUGUGGUCUAUAUACAGAGAUGGACGACGAGGAUAAGGUGAUCUUUUGUAUAUUAAAGGGAUAUAUCUCUAACGUUGCAAAGCUAAGUAAUGAUCACAGAACGUACGAGGGGUCAUCAGGAGAGUGUAGAAUCCACCCUGCUUCAUGCCUCAAACAGAACCCUAACUUUGUUCUCUAUAAUGAAAUAGUGAUAACUUCGUUUGCAUAUAUGCGCACAGUCUCGGAGAUAAACCCUGCUUGGAUAGAGAUGACGGUAUAA